CACCCUCCCAAUAAAUGUUUUGCAGACUCUUUUCUUAAUCACCCCACUAGCCAUCACAUUCAUUUAUUAUAUAUAUAAUAUCACCACGCACUCCACUCCACUUUCUCAUAUAACACAAACUAUAUCACAACGUUGGUACUCCAAAAAUGAAAAUCACCAUCGCCACCUUCGUCUUUCUGGUCCUCUUGUUUGUAUCUUCCUUCGGUCUGGCGGCCCGACCCGCUUCUGAUCGCUUCAAGGGGAGCAGCAACAAAGGAGGAGGAGGGGAUAGCUAUGGCGGAGUGGGCGGGUUCUUUGGGCCCGGGUCCGGGUUUAUUCCUGGAUUUGGGAAAGGGUUCGGGGAUGGGACCGUGGGAGGAGGAUAUGGGGCGGGUUAUGGAGGUCCGAAUGGAGGCUACUCCAAAGGUGGCGUCAUAAGACCGAGCGUAGUGUGCAAAGAGAAAGGCCCUUGUUACCAGAAGAAGGUCACGUGCCCGGCCAAGUGCUUCUCCUCCUUCAGUCACUCCGGUAAGGGAUACGGCUCCGGCGGCGGCGGCGGCGGCUGCACCAUCGAUUGCAAGAAGAAAUGCACCGCUUCUUGUUGAAGGAUAGGCCUCGCUAGCUAGGCCGGCUCGCUUAUAUGUGGCAAUAUCGUAGUAAGUUACAUGCCUUACAUGCCUUAUCAGUACUCGAUUAGGCUACUUUAUCUAUCCUUCUCCUUCUCUCUCCCUCUCUUUAUAUAAUAUAUAUAUAUAUAUAUAUAUAUAUAUUUAUAGGUUGGCUUGUUUUGGGGUUUUGCUUUUGAUUAUCUAUGUAGGAAGAUGAGAGCUUAUGUGUGGUGACAGAGAGGGUUUGUGGACUCAUUUGUGCCUAUGAUAAAUUAUAUUAAAGGAGUAACUUUAUGUUAUUUAUUAA
Messenger RNA from Prosopis cineraria, 894 nucleotides. Its product is annotated as putative glycine-rich cell wall structural protein 1. The record is from RefSeq and is a predicted model, not a curated record. The coding region runs from base 147 to 584 and encodes 145 amino acids. The transcript has a single exon. Lineage: Eukaryota; Viridiplantae; Streptophyta; Magnoliopsida; Fabales; Fabaceae.